GUAAAGUGACGGAAGUGCGUAGAAGAGAAGUGGACAUGUGCAUUAUGAGCUGCGUGUGUUAGUGUCCAGAAUAUAUAUUUUACUUUAUAUGUAUGUUUACUGUAUGAUCGCGUGUCAUCAAAGCGUGGUCUGGCAAAUAGUUUUCUUUUGUCACGUUUGCAUCUGUAAAUCUGCGUUCAGAUUAACGUAAGCAGUUUGGAUUCUGAGUUGAAUUUUCAGGCUACAAGGGAAACAUGGCGAAAAAUAAACAGAGAGGCAAGAAACUGCAGAAUGUCUUUCAGGUUGCGAACAGACACGUGAAGCCUAAGACCAAAACAAAACCUGUGAAGACCUCCUUAAAAUACAUAAAAACGUUAAAAAAUGAGAAAGUGGAGGACUUGAAUCAGAUCUUUACAGAGGUACAGAGGGAUGUGGUUAGUAUAUCAAAAUCCACAUGCAGUGAACCAAAGAAAGAGCAGAAGGUGGUCAGAGAAGCCCCACGGGAACCUGCAAAUGUGGAUAGUGCCGCACAGCUUCUCUCUCAACUUUAAAUCUCAAAAGUUUUCAUUUUAGAGGAUAAAAUGGACUCUAGACUCUUCCUCAUGUGCCCUGUAUGCUGAGAAAUGUGUUUUCAUAAUUGAGACUAUUUCUGCAUAACCAAGCCUAAUGUUCCAAUAAUACAUUAGCAACUUUCCCUAAUAGAGUAAAUAUUUUGUUGUGAAUGUUGUGUUUGUUGAAGCAUAAAAACACCUAUUAAAUGAAAUCUAGUAUGUGCUUCAUGACCAAACUGAAGAAAAACUGCAUGUACAGACUGCUCAAGAUCGCUAGAGGGCGCACAUUUAUUUAUUGAUACCAAAGCUGUACUUGUUCAGCUCUGUGUUAUUGAUACUUGAAUGGUGUAUGGGUAAUUUGGUGUUCAUAUCUAGUUGACAUGUUAUGAAGUAUGAAGACCCAUGUCACACAUAUAAUAAAAAAUAUGAUAAAAUCA
Messenger RNA from Triplophysa dalaica, 967 nucleotides. It is a transcript of the gene rbis, whose product is annotated as ribosomal biogenesis factor. Bases 234 to 530 code for a protein of 98 amino acids. The transcript has 3 exons. Gene Ontology annotation, cellular component: nucleolus. Lineage: Eukaryota; Metazoa; Chordata; Actinopteri; Cypriniformes; Nemacheilidae. The record is from RefSeq and is a predicted model, not a curated record. Gene Ontology annotation, biological process: ribosome biogenesis.